This is a messenger RNA of Octopus sinensis (East Asian common octopus), 1088 nucleotides long. Its product is annotated as histone H4. Gene Ontology annotation, molecular function: DNA binding; structural constituent of chromatin; protein heterodimerization activity. Lineage: Eukaryota; Metazoa; Mollusca; Cephalopoda; Octopoda; Octopodidae. Gene Ontology annotation, cellular component: nucleosome. The transcript has a single exon. The coding region runs from base 16 to 327 and encodes 103 amino acids. The record is from RefSeq and is a predicted model, not a curated record. Gene Ontology annotation, biological process: nucleosome assembly.
UUAAUACUUGAGAAUAUGUCUGGUCGUGGUAAAGGAGGAAAAGGUUUGGGAAAAGGAGGCGCCAAGCGUCACAGGAAGGUGUUGAGAGAUAACAUCCAGGGCAUCACCAAACCGGCCAUCCGUCGUCUGGCUCGUCGAGGUGGUGUGAAACGUAUCUCUGGUUUGAUCUACGAAGAGACCCGUGGUGUGUUGAAGGUGUUCUUGGAGAACGUCAUCCGUGAUGCUGUCACCUACACCGAGCAUGCCAAGAGGAAGACUGUCACCGCUAUGGAUGUGGUCUAUGCUCUCAAGAGACAAGGCAGAACUCUGUACGGAUUCGGAGGUUAAACUGUGCAAGUUUUUCCAACUUCGUGGUCGUCACUAGCGACAAAUCCCGGCCCUUUUCAGGGCCACUCAUAUCCUAAUGUAAGCCACCUCGCCCUCUUCGAUAUGCUUAUUACUAUUUUAUUUUGUAACCUCAACGGAAGGAUGGCCUUAUCUUUCGUGACAUUUCUUUCUUUCCGUUUAAUGUCUAUUAUGGACUGGUUUUCUGUAUGAACUUGAGUCUCCUUAACCGUUGUUUUUCCUUUGCUAUGUACAAAAUGUGGCUGAUGAAAAUGCGUGGUAUGCUUUUGUAUGUCGUUAGAAUAAUUUUUCUUUUCUUGUGAACCCUAUUUUCCGGUAUUCGGAGUAAAUACAUCGUUUUAGCUGUAUAUUGGGUUCAUUCAAAUGAUUCAUUAGAAAAAGAAGGUCGUCAUUCCUCGGUGACGAUCCUAGUUUUCUCUUUAAAUGCGUCUCUAUCGAUACAUGAACCGGUCUGUUUUCUGUUUAAAUAUGCGAAAUGUGGCUGUUGUUUCUAGCAGGUUCAGUGACCGCAAAAACAUCAAAUCAUAAUAUGAUGUAAUAGGUUUUUUAAUUUUCGAGCAUGAUCGAUACUUUUUCUCUCGUUUUGUCCUGGCAGGUUCGGACGUGAAUGUCUUGUUUCAAUCUCCCAAAACCUUAUCGAAAACGUUAUUUGUAUAGAUUGGUUCAGUGGAUUCCAACCCGAAACACUUGGACAGCCAAAGAUGUCCAAGCUGCAGACAAUUCUUGUAUAUUCCGACAGUGCA